This is a messenger RNA of Belonocnema kinseyi, 1961 nucleotides long. Its product is annotated as protein zwilch homolog. NCBI's taxonomy places the organism in Eukaryota, Metazoa, Arthropoda, Insecta, Hymenoptera, Cynipidae. The coding region runs from base 92 to 1930 and encodes 612 amino acids. Gene Ontology annotation, cellular component: RZZ complex. The record is from RefSeq and is a predicted model, not a curated record. Gene Ontology annotation, biological process: mitotic spindle assembly checkpoint signaling; protein localization to kinetochore. The transcript is spliced from 11 exons.
GCGCAUCCAUGAUGGGAUUUAAAUUUCUGAGAACAACGACAUUUCAGCUUCCAACUUGCCGUGUUUAUGAAUUGUUAACAAUAUUUUGAGAAUGGAGUAUUCAAAAAUUAUUAAAGAUGUUUUGAAAAAUCCACCUUUUUACAUAAACACGACAUGUCCUUCAUAUGUGAAACGCCUUCUUCCGGAUUUGGAUGACCGUCCUUUUGUUAUUUUCCAUAAAAAUAAAGUACGAGAAUCGGCACAAGUUACUAGAAUUUCAACAGAAGAAAAUGAGCAAACAGAUGCAGAUGUGACUGGCUCGCCUUUGGAAUAUUCUUUCGGCAAAGAUAGUUUUAAUGAAUCAAUAAUAAACCCGAAAAGAUAUUGGUUAUUGAAAGAAGAAUAUCAUCUUCCAAUCAAUGUAGAAUAUGCUCGCGCGGCGAUAAAUAUGUGUCUAGAAAAUGCAAAACCUGAUUGGAAAGUUUCGAUACUUGCAGUCUGUGAUCAAAAAGAUAAACAGCAGACUGUUUUGUUAGGAACUAGUCUCGAAAGUGAUUGGCACAAAACAAUUUUAGUUUGUAUUGAGGAUCCAAAAGUGAUUUCUGAAAUUAAACCAGAUUGUUCUGAUUUUUUGAGGGAACAUCUGAGAAUGUCGUCUGCAAAACCACACGAAGUAGAAGUGAAUGUAUUUUGCACCUACGAAUUAUUUGGUUCAAGAGAAGCUUUCACGAAUUGGGCAGAGAUUCCCAAAAACAGUUUUGAAGGCUAUUUAAGUCUCGAACUUACGUGGAAUAGUUUAUCCUUUUAUCCACCAUUGAGAAAAUCCACAAAAGCUUUGGUGAUGGAAAUAGUAGCAGGAUGGAAAGAAAGUCCCUUAAAUCAUUUGUGGGAAGAAAUUUUACUGCUGAAUCGCUAUUUAUCGAUUUUGGGGGAAUAUGGAAAGAAAAAUUUGAGUUCCAGAUAUAGUGUCAUGCCUCUUCAAUUCCCAUCGAAUUUUUCCCAUCUGAAUAUCAAGGAUGGUGAGGAAAUAAUGGAUCAUCUGAAUCGUUUAUUGGCCGGGGACGAUACUUUUCUCGAAACUCAGGAUAAAAAUUCCAAAAAGACUUUAACGAGUGACGAUCACAUCGAAAACGAUCAGACAAUCAGCCAACUUUCACAAGAUUUAUCUUGUAGGCAAAAUUUGGACUUUACUGAUCAUCUUUGGACAAUUUUGAAAGGUUCUGCGGAUCACGCACAAGUAACAGAUUGUGUUCAUACAGUAUUCGAUGAAAUAGAAAAAAAGGAGUACAAGCCUCAGAUGAACGUGACGAAUUCCACAAGACUGGCAAAGUUGAUAUCCGACAUUAAUCAACAAAAAGCAAAAGCUCCAUCGCUCGCUGGAAGUUUGCCGCUAGAAAUUCUUCUGGAUAUAGGAAUCGAGAAAUUGAAUAGAGACUACAAUUAUCUUUUGUUAAGUACAAAUCUUAUCGACCGUCACGAAGUUCAACAAAAAAUAGGAACUGUCUUUUCCGGAGAAUUAGAUUUGGAAAAAUACAGGAAGAAUUUACUGGCUCUCGCGCAGAUUCACAUCUGUUUGGAAUUCGCUUUACUUGCUCAAACACAUUUGGAUUAUCCGUCUGGAAGUCUUCAGUCGCUUUUCGGCUGUGCUUUCGAAAAAUUUACAUCCGAAAAAUCACCGGUAAAGGAAUUUGGACCUUUGGUGGAAAAUUCUGUGUUUACUCUCAGCGUUCCGGUUCCAAAUGCUGUCAUAAAACAAGUUAUCGAAGGAACGCCCUCGUCCUGGUUUAUGAGACUCACGUCAAAUAUUGGAAUUACUCACCUCACUUCCGGCACCUUUUUGAGUCUCACACCAAUUUUCCCGCCGGAUAUUCAAUUCGAAGAUGAAACCAAAGUCGGGGAAAGUUAUUACACUGCUUCCAUUAUUUCAUCGGAUUUCAAAAUAAAAAAUUAGAUAUUUAAAAUUUUUGGAAGCAUAAUCAUUA